GGCCGUGACGCGGCGCCGGCGGCGGGGAGGGAGGCUGGGCCCUCUGGAGAGGGAGGCGAGCGGAUCGCUGGGGCUGCUCGGCUCCUGCGCGCCCUCGCGCUCCCCGCCGCCCGCCGAGGCGCAGGCAGGGCGCAGGCGGCGGCGGGCGGCAUGGAGAGCCUGCUGGAGAACCCGGUGCGUGCCGUGCUCUACCUCAAGGAGCUCACGGCCAUCGUGCAGAACCAGCAGAGCCUCAUCCACACCCAGCGCCAGCGCAUCGACGAGCUGGAGCGGCGGCUGGACGAGCUAAGCGCCGAGAACCGCAGCCUGUGGGAGCACCAGCAGCUGCUGCAAGCCCAGCCUCCGCCCGGGCUCGUCCCUCCGUCGCCAGCCCAGCUGCCUGCCACCCCGGCCACCGCUGCCGCCGCCGCCGCCGCCGCCGCCGCCGCCGGGGCCCAGGAACCGCUCCAGAACCACGGACAGAUCUCGCCCGCUGCACCACAGCCCGCGCCGGAGCAGCCACAGCUUCAGCACCACGGACAGCUCCUGGUACAGCCCCAGCCGGGCCCCAGCACCAGGGCUCACGCACCCCAGUCGCCCCACCAGCACCCAGUGGCGCCCGGGGCUGUCGCCGACAAGGAGAAGGAGCGUCCCCUGAGUUGUUGCACUGCCGCUGGAACCCUCCUUCAGCACAAAUCCCCCGCCGCCCUCGGCAAGGGCGUCCUGAGCCGGAGACCCGAGAAUGAGACUGUGCUACACCAGUUCUGCUGCCCAGCCGCCGACGCCGAGCAGAAGCCCGCCUGCUCCGACUUGGCCUCCCAAAGUGAUGGCUCCUGCGCCCAGGCCGGUGGGGGCAUGGAGGACUCCGUGGUGGCAGCGGCGGCGGUGGCAGCCGGCAGACCCAGUGCCCAUGCCCCGAAGGCUCAAGCCCAGGAGCUGCAGGAGGAGGAGGAGGAGCGGCCGGGGGCGGGGGGUGCCUCCCCGAGGGCUGGCUCCCACCGCGCGGCCUCCCCCGGCCGGCAGCAGCCUGCCCCGGCGACGGCGCUCUGCUCCCACACCCCUAACGCCUCCGAUUACGAGCUCUCCCUUGACCUAAAGAAUAAACAGAUUGAAAUGCUAGAACACAAGUACGGGGGCCACCUCGUGUCCCGGCGCGCCGCUUGCACCAUCCAAACCGCCUUCCGCCAGUACCAGCUCAGCAAGAAUUUUGAGAAGAUCCGCAAUUCGCUCCUGGAGAGCCGCCUGCCUCGGCGGAUCUCCCUGCGCAAAGUGCGGGCGCCCACAGCCGAGAGCCUGGCGGCCGAGAAGGCCCUCAUGGAGGGCUACGGCCUCAUGGGGCUGCCGCUGGUGCGCUCGCCCUCCCUGCCGCCCACCUUCGCGGGCACUCUCACCGAGCUGGAGGACUCCUUCACCGAGCAGGUGCAGUCCCUGGCCAAGUCCAUCGACGACGCCCUCAGCACCUGGAGCCUCAAGACCAUGUGCUCCCUGCAGGAGAGCGGCGCUUACCAGCUCCACCAGGCCCUGCACGCGGGCGCGGGGCCACCGAUCCUGGAGGCCGAGAUGCGGGAGCUCGACAGCGCCCGCCCCGCGCCUGGGGAAGAGGCCGCCGAGGCCGCCGGCCUGCCCCAGGGCCACAGCAGCACCCUCAUGAUGGCCUUCCGGGACGUCACCGUGCAGAUCGCCAACCAGAACAUCUCUGUCUCCUCCGCCACGGCUCUGUCGGUGGCCAACUGUCUGGGCUCGCAGACCACCCAGGCCCCGGCGGAGCCCGCGGCGGGCAAAGCCGAGCAGGCCGAGGCCCCGGGGCAGGAGGCCGAGGCGGCCGCAACCACGGGGCAGGGGGACGCUCCUGCGGAAAACACGGGCGCAGAGGCCGGAGCCAGCGGAGCCCUGAGCGCCCACCCGCCUGGGGCUGCGGAGGCGGUGGUGGAGAGGGCCGCGGGGGCGGAGGCAGAGGCGGAGACGGCGGAGUCGGAGACAGGGGAGGUGGGGAAAGGGACCGAGGCCGAGGCCGGCGACAACUCGGAGCCACCGAGCAGCAGCAGCACGUCCACCAAGUCGGCCAAGUCGGGCUCGGAAGUGUCGGCCUCAGCCUCCAAGGAGGCCCUGCAGGCCAUGAUCCUGAGCCUGCCGCGCUACCACUGUGAGAACCCGGCCAGCUGCAAGUCGCCCACGCUCUCCACCGACACUCUGCGCAAACGGCUCUACCGCAUCGGCCUCAACCUUUUCAACAUAAACCCAGACAAAGGCAUCCAGUUCCUGAUCUCUCGAGGCUUCAUCCCUGACACCCCCAUUGGAGUGGCCCACUUCCUGCUCCAGCGCAAGGGCCUCAGCCGGCAGAUGAUCGGGGAGUUCCUGGGCAACAGCAAGAAGCAGUUCAACCGCGAUGUGCUGGACUGCGUGGUGGACGAGAUGGACUUCUCCAGCAUGGAGCUGGACGAGGCCCUGCGGAAGUUCCAGGCUCACAUCCGCGUGCAGGGGGAGGCCCAGAAGGUGGAGCGGCUCAUAGAGGCCUUCAGCCAGCGCUACUGCAUGUGCAACCCCGAGGUGGUGCAACAAUUCCACAACCCCGACACCAUCUUCAUCCUCGCCUUUGCCAUCAUCCUCCUCAACACCGACAUGUACAGCCCCAACAUCAAGCCUGACCGCAAGAUGAUGCUGGAGGACUUCAUCCGAAACCUGCGAGGUGUGGAUGAUGGUGCCGACAUCCCCAGGGAACUGGUGGUAGGCAUCUACGAAAGGAUACAGCAAAAGGAGCUCAAGUCCAAUGAGGACCAUGUCACGUAUGUCACCAAGGUGGAGAAGUCCAUCGUGGGCAUGAAGACAGUGCUGUCGGUACCCCACCGCCGCCUGGUCUGCUGCAGCCGGCUCUUCGAGGUGACGGAUGUGAACAAGCUGCAGAAACAGGCCGCACAUCAGAGGGAGGUGUUCCUCUUCAACGACCUGCUGGUGAUUCUGAAACUUUGCCCGAAGAAGAAGAGCUCCUCCACAUACACCUUCUGCAAGUCGGUGGGCCUGCUGGGCAUGCAGUUCCAUCUCUUUGAGAAUGAGUAUUACUCUCACGGCAUCACCCUGGUGACCCCACUUUCGGGCUCUGAGAAGAAGCAGGUGCUGCAUUUCUGUGCCCUGGGAUCGGACGAGAUGCAGAAGUUUGUGGAGGAUCUGAAGGAGUCCAUCGCUGAGGUGACAGAGCUGGAGCAGAUCCGGAGAGAGUGGGAGCUGGAGAAGCAGCAAGGGGCAAAGACGCUCUCCUUCAAGUCCAGCGGGGCGCAGGUGGACCCGCAGUCAAAGCACGGAUCGCCUACAGCCAAAAGGGAAGCAGCGCUCGGGGAGAAGCCAGUGGAGAGCACGGUGGAGGUAUUAAUCAAUGCCUCCCCAGCCCGACUCACCAUUUUACCAAUUUCAAGAGAUACAAUUAAAAGUUACUGCUAGCAUGGGUAACGCCACUGUUCCAGCGCCUAAUUAAGCCACAGCACUUUCUGCCCAUUCCCCAGCCGUGUGCCCUCCGAGGCCGAGCUCCCAGACUGACACCUGCAGAUGAUGCCCAUGACUAUCUCCAUAGCGACUCCGCCCGUAGCCCCCAACCCACUUCCCCAGCAGACUGCUCGCUGGUCCCCCAACACAUGCUCUAUCAAGGAAGCCGCCAUCCCCUUCCCCCUGGUGUGUCUGUCCUCCACAGGAGUCUGGACCCGUCCAGAGACUCCCCCCUCAAAUCCAGCCCCAGGGACCGCUUCAGGCGCAAAGCCUGCCCUCCCAGCUGCGUCUUGGGGCAGUUAGAGAACUGAGACAGGGGCAGCUGAGAGGGGAGAGCUCCUCCCUGGACCAGCUGGUCCAUUCGGAAAGCUGGCCACGGUGGAGGGUUGUGCGCGGGAGCCAGUGAGGCAGAGCAGGGUUGGGUCACCGUCAGGAUUUCCCUGGGAGGAGAGCAGAUGUAACUGAAGACUGUCCGUGGGGGAGGAGGAUGCCCCCCUCAAGCCACAUAGGGAGAGGCUGGGGAGGUCGCUACUGCAGUUAGUCCUUGCCAAGCCCCCAAGUGUCACCUGGGGGAAGGGCAUUCAGGGGCCCCUAUAAGCUUCACUGGGCCCCAGUCCUCCCCCACUGCUCCCUUCCCAUGCCAGUGAACCCCCCUCGCUCCUCUGGCAGGCCUCCAGGGACGACUAGCUUCUCACACAGACACCUCCUUUCCCAGCUCCCCCCAAGCUGGAGGAGCCCCCACUUAGAGGGAGGGAGGCGCCUGCCCACCAGGAUACCCCAGGGGAGCCCAGUUUCUCCCCUCUUUGCCCAUGGCCCCCACCCCCCACACACCUGUGUCUGGAGGAGGCACCUUUACACGGAGGAGCUUCCCGCCCCAGCAGCUGACAAGCCCCCAGGGUGUCAAUUCACAACAGGCUUCAAACGUCUCAGCACAACCCCGGGCUGGGGGCCGAGAGGGGAGCGCCGGCGCCACCGCCAGACCCGCAGCCUAGCCCCUUGAGGGAGCAGCCCCCGCCGCCGCUGCCGCCGCUGCCA
Ailuropoda melanoleuca (giant panda) is the source of this 4488-nucleotide messenger RNA. It is a transcript of the gene IQSEC3, whose product is annotated as IQ motif and Sec7 domain ArfGEF 3. Gene Ontology annotation, molecular function: guanyl-nucleotide exchange factor activity. The transcript has 15 exons. The record is from RefSeq and is a predicted model, not a curated record. Gene Ontology annotation, biological process: regulation of ARF protein signal transduction; actin cytoskeleton organization. NCBI's taxonomy places the organism in Eukaryota, Metazoa, Chordata, Mammalia, Carnivora, Ursidae. Bases 151 to 3411 code for a protein of 1086 amino acids.